AUGGUUCAACAACAAAGUCAAUCCAAUAGCAGCGACCUUUACAGUCAUAAUAACCAUACGUCUACGAUAAAAGACUUGCAAGCGGAUAGGACUUCGGGAUUUUCACAUAACAAUUCAUAUAAACAAAGAAACGGGUCGAUAAAUACGAAUAACGGCAUACAUGUUCCAAAUAUGCAGCAAUACCGUCUCCGUUUUAUGAGCACUAGUCAGUCGCGAGAGCAGGACUCUUACACCAUUGCGGACAAUUCGGACAAUGUUUCUCAAACUAAUGAGGAGGGUCAUCAACACAAGUCUGCCAUGGCAAGUGAAUUCAACUCCAAGACGUCGACGACACAACAAAUAAAUCAUGAAGUUCAAUAUCACAACCAGAAUAAAAUUCCUAAAACACUUCCUCUUCGUAUUGAACGUAGUCUUACUGAAGCAAUAAAUUCGCUGUAUGAGGACUUACUUCCUUCAGAGGAAAGUCAUGAACGAAGAAAGCGAUUUGUCGAUAAAAUAGAAAGAAUAUUAAACGAAGAGUGGCCUGAUCACGAAAUAAAAGUUAAUUUGUUCGGAUCAUCUAUGAACUUGCUUGGGACAUCAACAUCAGAUGUAGAUAUAUGCGUUACAACUCCAUGGAAUGGAUUAAAAAACAUAACUAUUUUAGCUAAAGGGAUGAAAAAACAUGGAAUGCAAGGAAUUUACUGUGUUCCAAAAGCUAAAGUGCCUAUUGUCAGACUUUGGGAUCCUACUUUAAAUUUGGCAUGUGAUAUCAAUGUCAACAACACCUUGGCCUUAUAUAACACGCGACUAAUAAGGACUUAUGUAAGCAUUGAUUCAAGGGUUCGUCCGCUAGCAAUGACAAUAAAACAUUGGGCACGACAACGAGUUUUAAAUGAUGCUGCCAAAGGUGGUACUCUGUCUACAUAUACUUGGACGUGCAUGAUUUUGAAUUUCCUACAAAUGCGUGAUCCACCAAUAUUACCAGUACUUCACCGAAUCCCCCACGAUCCUAAUAUAAUCAAUGGUGUUGAUGUGUCAUUUUUCGAAGACAUCGAUAAGCUAGAAGGAUUUGGUAGUAAGAAUCAUGAAUCGGUUGGUGGUCUAUUAUUUGCGUUUUUCAGAUGUUUUGCUUAUGAAUUUGAUUACGAUCAUAACGUAAUAUCUCUUCGGGAAGGUAGGUACCUUACUAAAGAAGAAAAAGGAUGGGGCGACACCGGUAAAGGCUGGAGACUUUUGUGCGUAGAAGAACCUUUCAAUACAUCAAGGAAUCUUGGUAACAGUGCUGAUGAUGUUAGUGUUAUUGGACUAAGAAAUGAAUUCCGCAGAGCAGCCAGAAUUCUAUAUGAAAAAGAAGGCAAGGAGAGUCUGCGGCAUUGUUGUCAGCAAUAUAUAUUCCCAACACAUUACAAUUACAAUAACAAUAGGGCUGUUGGAUCAGCAUAUCAUUACAACAAACAAAAUGGGAAAAAGUCUGCACAUUAUAGACAUUAUCAAAAUAAUGGCCGUGUUAAUAAUGGUUACCACAAACAACGAGAUGGUGGAAUAGUAAAUGAUAACAAUGGUAAUUUUAGAGAAAAGGAAGAGCCAGAUAAGAAUGAUGAUAAUAGUUCCUAUACUUCAUCACAUCAGAGAAUUGAACAGAGAUCAAUCAGCCCCAAACAUUAUUCGAAUUCAAGGAAUAGCAAUGUGUUCGUACCUAUUCCUAGCUAUGAUAAUUAUAAUCAAAAUUUUGCCACUGAUUCAAAGCAAGAUUCUGCGUCAGAAUUUAAUAGGGAGCGUCCAAAUUAUACAUCUGAAUCGUUUCAGGCAUCAAAUUAUUCAGAGAAUAGAAGACAGUCUUCAGAAUUGAGUGAGCCAUAUAUCAAUACGCAAAAGACUAACGAUGAAUCAAAUAAGAUGUUGACUUACCCAUCAGUCCAAAAGUCUACAGUUCCAUUAAAUCAGAAGCUUAUCUGUACAUCGAGUCAAAAGCAUAUUGGUCAACCUAAUCAGAAAUAUUUUAGCAUGCAAAAUAAACCUACAGUCGGAGCAAAUAGGGUUUCUGAUCAUGAAUCUGAAAAAAAGUUUACAAAUUUUUCAGAUUCCAAACCCGUUAGAGAGAUGAAGUCAAAUUUUAAUCAUUUGUCUAACAUAAAUUCAGUUCAUGAUUCCGAUCAACCAUCCAGCCCAAAACUCGGUUAUCAAACGACUCAAGCCUCGAAUAUCAGAUCAGGUCAAACAUAUAACAAAUCUGCAAAUUUGCACCCAAAGUCCUCUUGCCAUUCAUCAAGGCCUAAUGAAGAGGCUAAUUAUAAAUCUUAUGCAUAUGGUGGGUGUGGUGAGAACAGUACGCUCAUUAAGACGUUUCCAAAUUUAACAACACCCAAAAUUAAUGGAAGUCAUGGUCAGCUAACAAUGACUCAAACGUUUGAUAAAAAAACGUCAUAUCCAGUUACGGCCGCUUUUAUUCCUCAGAAUCACAUGCCAAUUUACUCGUCACAACAUAUUCAGAGUCAUAACUCGCAACCAUACGAAAGUUCUACCACGUUUCAAAGACGCUUGUCGCAUCAAUCAUCAUCCGACGACAAUUAUUAUUCAAACAACCAUCAGAAUAAUAAUUCUAACUUCAGCAAAAAGAAGCGACAGCAUAAUAAUUAUGGUAACUUCGAUAAUAGCAAUGGACAACACUAUCAAGGCCGUAACGAGUCAAAUUCUGUUAUUACAUCUAUGAAUUCUGUUAGAAGUAAUAACAAUUUGACAAUGUCCAGUCAAUCUGCCCCCAGCAUACAUAAUGAAAAUGUGAUAUCAAAUUAUUCAACAUCGCAAAAAUUGAAUCAACAUCAUACAAUGUCAAAAGGGUCCAAUGGUAACAUGAAUUAUAAUACCAAUGGUUUUAAAGCCUGUAAUGGAACUUCAAAUAAUGGACAUUCGAAUAAUAAUAAUUAUUCCAACGGAACGAAGUCAACAAAUAGCUAUCAGAACAAUCAUUAUGCUAAUGGUUCAAGGACAGUGAGUAAUGGUAACCAUAUUGAAGGGAAUUACACGCAUGCAUCGAAAGUUCCAAAUGGUGGUUAUUCGAACAAUGAUAAUUGCUCUAUUAGACCAGUUUCCGUUAAUGGUCCUCACUUUAGAAACAAUUGCCAUAGUAAUUACUCUGAUGUUCUAAAGACGUCAAAUAACGGUGCCAACAGUAAUUACGCUAACGUUGUAAAAACCAUGAACGAUAGAAAUCAGAACUCCGUUAAAUAUAACAAUAAUAGUUACACCAAUGGUGGAUCUCAGCCUGUAAGCUAUGAUAACGCCAUGCGCAACAUGAAUGGUACUAGUCAUUAUGCCAGGGAUUCUAAUAAUUCUAAUGCGCAUAAAGCCUUUGAUGGAAAUAAUUUUAAUGCGUCAAAGACCGUUAAUAGUUCUUCCAAUAUGCCAAGGACCACGAAUAUUAAUAAUAACAAUUCCAAUAAUCAACGGAACAAUUUCAAUCAUCGUAAGAAUCAGAAUCGUAAUGGUAGAAAUAAAAAAAACAAUAGCCCUCAGAAAACGGAUAAAAAAGAUGAUAAUGCGAUUCAGCAACAUCAAGUUCCAUGUUCUAUGACAAUAUCACAACAACAGCAGGAGACUGGAUCAAAACAAAAAAAUAGUCCUGCACGUUUAAAAGGUGGUAAAAAUGGGGUAUUUCAUUGUCAUGAAUUCGGAGUUCUUGUAUCUUCAAUUCAAGAGAUUGAAAUGAGAGAUGAAAA
Messenger RNA from Dentiscutata erythropus, 3698 nucleotides. The record is from the annotation of a GenBank genome assembly. Lineage: Eukaryota; Fungi; Glomeromycota; Glomeromycetes; Diversisporales; Gigasporaceae.